AUGAGUUCUAUAUUUCGUCGUUGGAAGAAUCGUUUACGAUGUUCAAAUAAACGACAUAUGCCUCACAGUCGUUCAUCUAUCAUUAAUGAUCCUGAAUUGAAAACAGUAAAUGUUACAAUGGAUAAAUUAGUCAAUGAAAAUCGUAUUUUAAAAGAACGAUUCGAUAAACUUGAUGAACGCUGUCAACGAUGGAUUGGUGACGAACAAACUUAUUUAUUAAAACGUAUUGAACAAUUAGAAAAUGAAAAUCGUCAAUUACAUGAUAAUCAUAGAACUUAUCAAAUAAAAAGUGAAAAAUGUAUUGAAUCUGUUACUGAUCUAAUUGUAAAAAUACUCUUUACACAAGAGGACUUGAGGAAACAAUGUAGCGAUAUACAUAAUGUAAUUGAUACAGUUCAGUUGAGAAAGAAAGUGCAGCCAAAUGAAUCAAUUAUUCAAAGUACACGUAGUAUUUCAUGUCAAUUUACAUCCAAUCAUACAAAUCAAGUUCAACGACAUACUACAAAUGAUCAAUCGACAUGGGUUCAUCAACGACUUAUGAUUGUUGAAAAGAAUGAUGAGAAAACAACAAACCAACUAUCGGGUAUGCAAUAA
Molecule: messenger RNA, 594 nt
Organism: Adineta steineri
Lineage: Eukaryota; Metazoa; Rotifera; Eurotatoria; Adinetida; Adinetidae
Source: the annotation of a GenBank genome assembly